AUGGACGCUACUCCGCGCCAGGUCUUCCAGACUACAAACAACGUCUACGUCCUCCAGCAGCCAUGGCAGCUCGUCAAGGAGCUCGGCCAAGGUGCUUACGGAUGUGUCGCCUCGGCUCGACACGGCCAGACUGGCGAGACGUGCGCGGUCAAGAAGGUCACCAACGUGUUCACCAAGAAGAUCCUCACCAAGCGCUGUCUCCGUGAACUCCGCCUGCUGCACCACUUCCGCGGCCACAAGAACAUCACCUGCCUCUAUGACAUGGACAUUGUCUUUGACCCGCCUGGAUCGGGCAUGUUCAACGAGGUGUACCUGUACGAGGAGCUGAUGGAGGCCGACCUGCACGCGAUUAUCCGCUCCGGUCAGCCCCUCUCGGACGCGCACUUCCAGAGCUUCGUCUACCAGACUCUGUGCGGUCUCAAGUACAUCCACUCUGCCAACGUGCUGCACCGCGACCUCAAGCCCGGAAACCUCCUCGUCAACGCCGACUGCGAGCUCAAGAUCUGUGACUUUGGUCUUGCCCGUGGCUUCCAGCCCGGCGCCGUCCAGACGGACCAGGGCCAGGCAGGCUUCAUGACUGAGUACGUCGCCACACGUUGGUACCGCGCUCCCGAGAUUAUGCUGUCGUUUGCCAACUACACCUCGAGCAUCGACAUGUGGUCGGUCGGCUGUAUCCUUGCCGAGCUCCUGGGCGGCAAGCCCAUCUUCAAGGGCGAGGACUAUGUUGACCAGCUCAACCGCAUCCUCGACCUCCUCGGCACUCCCACAGAGGAGACUCUGCGCCGUGUCGGCUCCCCCCGUGCUCAAGACUACAUCCGCUCGCUCCCCAUCAAGCCGCGCAUCAAGUUCAAGUCUCUGUACCCUCAGGCCACCCCGCUCGCGCUGGACCUGCUCGAGAAGAUGCUCUGCUUCGACCCCGCCCGCCGCAUCACCUGCCAGGAGGCGCUCGAGCACCCAUACUUUUCCGUGUGGCACGACCCCGUCGACGAGCCCUCGUGCGAGGUGCCCUUCGACUUUGGCUUUGAGAGGGAAGACUCGACCAACGGCAUGCGCGACCUGAUCGUUGAGGAAGUGCGCUCGUUCCGCAACUUGGUCCGACAGCACGCCGUCCCCGUCGAGCCCGCGCACCCCCAGGGCGGACACGACCUGCCCAAGGCUCCCGCACCCCCGCAGCAGCCCGGUGCCGGUGUCGGACCGGCGUUCAACGAGGUGGCCAACAACGCCGUCGACAAGGAGGAGCACCCCAGCUCGGCGCUGGAGCGCGAGCUCCAGCACGGUGUGGCUGUCAAGCAGUAG
Molecule: messenger RNA, 1296 nt
Organism: Apiotrichum porosum
Lineage: Eukaryota; Fungi; Basidiomycota; Tremellomycetes; Trichosporonales; Trichosporonaceae
Gene: MPK1
Product: Mitogen-activated protein kinase
Exons: 10
Coding region: 1-1296 (431 amino acids)
Biological process (GO): intracellular signal transduction; protein phosphorylation
Cellular component (GO): cytoplasm; nucleus
Molecular function (GO): MAP kinase activity; ATP binding
Source: RefSeq, a predicted model, not a curated record